GAUAAUUUUUCCCCAGAGCUAAAUAAAAAGUAUUCGCUGAGCUAACAGACGAAACGGACGUUAGCAACAGACGUCAGCUACUGCUAACAAACUGACGCAGCUCAUUAACAAGCUAACAUGAACGCCGAAGCUCCGUUAAUGGAGGAAGAUGUACUGAAGUUCUGCUCACCAAAGCUGUGAGGAAUGAAAUCCCUGCAGGACUGUUGUUGACUGUAAAGACACUUUUUCCUGACGGAGACAAAUAAAUGACAUGUAAGUCAGGAGCUUUUCAGCAGAGCAUCGAGAUGAAGGAACAACUGGAUUGAAGGAUAAUGGCCGAUCUUUUCCAUGGACAGGACUCUGAUUGAAGGUGGAAGUUGGGUCACAGCAGCAGGAGGAGCCGUAACGAUGCGGGCAGCUGCAACUGUGCUGAGCGUUUUCCUCAGCUUGGACUUCCUGUCAGCUCAGUCCCAGUCAGACCGCAUGAACAGCAGCAGCGUUCAGACUGGUGAGACUGGGAGGAAGAAUCAGCCGCACAUCAUCUUCAUUCUGAUCGACGACCAAGGCUACAACGACAUCGGCUACCACAACCCCACCAUCAUAACCCCAACUCUGGACAAACUGGCAGCAGAGGGCGUGAUACUGGAGAACUACUACGUUCAACCGAUCUGCACGCCGUCACGCAGCCAGCUGAUGACCGGCAGAUAUCAGAUCCACACAGGAUUGCAGCACUCCAUCAUCAGACCCAGGCAGCCCAGCUGUUUGCCCUCACACAUGGACACGCUGCCCGAGAGGCUCCGCCAGGCCGGCUACGCCACACACAUGGUGGGCAAGUGGCACCUGGGCUUCUACAGGAAGGCCUGCCUGCCCACCAGAAAAGGUUUCGACUCUUUCUUUGGUUCAUUAACAGGAAGUGUGGAUUAUUACAGCUAUCGGUCCUGUGACGGCCCUGGCUUGUGUGGCUACGACCUGCAUGACAAUGAGAACGUCGCUUGGGGCCAGGAGGGAAAAUACUCCACGAUGCUGUUCACCCAGAGAGCCAGGAAGAUCCUGGAGAGCCGCAGCCCGGCGGACGGGCCGCUCUUCCUGCUGCUGUCCCUCCAGGCAGUUCACACUCCUCUGCAGCCUCCCAAGUCCUACAUCUACCCCUACCGCAACAUGGCUAACGUCGCCAGGCGCAAGUUCGCCGCCAUGGUUUCCACGGUGGACGAAGCCGUCCGAAAUGUGACCUACGCCCUCAGGAAGUACGGAUACUACAGGAACAGCGUGAUCAUCUACUCCACCGACAACGGAGCCCAGCCUUUCACCGGAGGGAGCAACUGGCCGCUACGAGGCAGGAAGGGCACGUAUUGGGAGGGCGGGGUGCGUGGCGUGGCGUUCGUCCACAGCCCGCUGCUGAAGCGAAGGAGGCGGGUCUCCAGAGCUCUGCUCCACAUCACAGACUGGUUCCCCACACUGGUGGGACUGGCCGGCGGCAACAUAACCCAGAGCCAAGGUCUGGACGGGUUUGACGUUUGGCCCGCCAUCAGCGAGGGGAAGGAGUCUCCACGAAAAGAGAUUCUCCACAACAUCGACCCGCUGCACAAACAUCCGACUGAAUCCAAGAGCCGGGACGACAAGCCCGGAAAGAAAGCAGCUGCAGAAAGCCCGUCCAAAGGAGCAGCGUUUCAAAACCCCAAGAAGAAGCAGAAGAAAGUUCUGAAGCAGAAACUGGAUAAAAAGUCUGGAUUCAAGUUAAAAACCACCAAGAAACCUCAGAUUUUUUCCCAUGAGGCUGCAAAGAAAUCCAAGCCUGUUCCCAAGCUGAAGCUGAAGUCUGGCCCAAAAGCCAAGACAAAACCAGAACCAGAGCUGCAGCCUGGAAUCCAGUCCGGCGGAGCUCCAUCUGGCACUUUCCACCGCAAAUCCAAAACCAAAUCCAAGAGAACCACGUCACAGAACCACAACCUGUCCCAGUCCAGAUCGGCUCACACCAAACCAAAGAAACCACUCAAAGAGCAGCGAACGCCAAAACCCAAGCAGACCUUCGUCCAGAACCAGAACACAUCUCAGUUUGGAACCCCGACACCACCUCAGCUGUGGGACACGUCUGUCCAGGCCGCCAUCCGGGUCGGAGACUGGAAGCUGCUGACCGGAGAUCCGGGUCACGGAGACUGGGUCCCUCUACAGAUGCUUCCCACUCUUCCCGGCCGCUGGUGGAACCUGGAGCGUUCCUCCUCGCCGCUCUCCAAGCCGCCCAGCCUGAAGACCGUCUGGCUCUUCAAUAUCAGGUCCGACCCGUUCGAGCGGCGGGACCUGGCGGAGCAGAGGCCAGACGUGGUCCAGCAGCUGCUGGAGCGGCUCGCCCACUACAACCGGACCGCCGUGCCGGUGUACUUCCCCCCCGACGACCCGCGGGCCAACCCCAGCCGGAACGGCCAGGCCUGGGCGCCCUGGGCGGAUGGAGAGGAGGAGGCAAAAUAUCAGGGAGUUUACAAGAAAGGUAAGAACGCCAAGAAGAAGAAGAAGAAGAAGUGCCGGCUGUGCAAGCUGAAGUCGUUCUUCCUGAAACUGAACACGGGGAUGAUGUCCAACGGCAUCUGAGGGCCUGAAGUAACACCAGAGACUCCGAUUUAUAGUUUUUAUUCAAAAUGUCUGUUAUUUUAUGUCCAGGGUGGAUUAAAAAUGAGAUGUGAUCUGGCCAUUUGGACCUAUAACGGGUUGGUUCACUCAAAUACCUGAGCUUAAAAGACGGUUUAAUGUUUCGCAUAUAAAUAGAAAAUACUCAAAAAGUUUAUUUACCUCUGUCAAUCAGAUCAAAAUGUGUGAAAUAUUUCAGACAUUUAUUUCUGUUUAUCAUGAUUAUAAACCCAAACAAUUAGUUUCUCAGAAAAUCUGACCCAAUUUGUAAUGUCAGCCUACUGAAACGUACGUCCAAUUACAGUAUUUGGUUGGGACGUCCACAAUUAGCAGAAAACAGUGAUGGACACACGCUGGCUAAUGCGCUAAUAGCAGAGCUAACUUUCUGUUUAGCGUUUUGGCUAACUUUGAAAACAUUUAGCAAACUUAGCUUCCUCCAAGCAAGCUAAGUGUAAACUAUUUUGCAAACUUUCAGUUGAAUAAAGUUCAGUAUCUUUGUUGGAAAUUUUGGUAACAAUUCUUCAAGUAAUUAAAACCUUUAUUUUCAUGCUCUUAUUUAGAAGUGUUUACGAAGCAGUUCCGUUUCCUCUAUUUCUACGAUAACUAUUUAAAAGAAGAAACAUACAGAAACAAAAAACACGGACAGUAGACGACGUGGCAUAGACUAACUCACUCACUCUUUGGUUGCCUAGCAACGACCUGCUGGGUAACCUAGCAACAAGCUGUUGCGUAACUGGCGCAGCAGCAGUUUAACGUUUCACCACUCUGUCUGCAUAAAACUGCUUAAAAAUAAAUAACGCCGCGGAGAGAAAACUAGAUAAAACAGGAAGGGUCACACCACCAGUUUGGCAAUAUUUCAGAUAUUUAAAACAAAAAAACCUAAUCAAUAACUAUCUACAUUGACUGAUAUGAAACGAUUAUAUCGCGAUACGUUUUUCAGACAUAUCGUCCAGCUCCAAGUAGAAGAAAUAUUUAGUUGUGUGAAUUGAUCCUCUGGAGAUUAAAAACUACCUUUUAGUCUUGAAGAUGUUUUCUAAGGUCUAUAUUGUAAUUUUAUCUUAUAAAAUGUUUUUUUUUUAAUGUACCGCUCGUUUUAUUUUGAUCUGUAACUUAAACCCCGACAGAGUUUGUGGUUCAUGAACUGACACUGUGUGGUACCGACGUGUGGUUUUGACACCAAAUUCAACUGAUUAAUGAUGUUUACCUGAACCAGACGAUCAUGAAUUCAAGCAGUUUUGUUUAUUUUUGCACAUUUCAUUCCUUCCCUCCCACCAGGAGUGAAUUUAGGUUCAUGUUUUUAUCCGGAUUCUGGUUUUAAUCGCUGUUUACCGUAAGACGCCUGGCUGUUGUUCUCCAUGUAUGCAUGCUCAGAGUUUACAGCUGAAUGUUCGUCUCGGUUCUGGAAGCUGAAUCGGAUCUUUACAUGUGCAAUGUUUAACCAAAGCUCAUUUUAAGGUUUUCUCCUUAUUCGUCCUAAAAAACUUCAACAGAUUUAUUAUUUUUUAUUCUGUAGCAGUCUGAAUGUAUCAACCAAAAUUUAUUUUAACUAUGAAUUUAAAGUGUUAAUUUAAAAUUUGUGACUGUGAACAACAUAAAUGUCAUUUAAUCUUGUUUUCCUGAAUGUUUUCAGCGUAUAAAAGCCUGAAAUUAUCCAUUACCAACCAUCAGUGCAUCGGUUGGUUAAUUCAUUAAAACUGAAUGCAGUUUAUGAGUUGAAUAUGAUGUUUUAAAGGCAGUAAAAGGUUUGUGAGCAGUAAACAUAAAUAAAUAUAAAUUAAAUGCUA
Molecule: messenger RNA, 4382 nt
Organism: Poecilia reticulata (guppy)
Lineage: Eukaryota; Metazoa; Chordata; Actinopteri; Cyprinodontiformes; Poeciliidae
Product: arylsulfatase I-like
Molecular function (GO): sulfuric ester hydrolase activity
Source: RefSeq, a predicted model, not a curated record